AUGGCGCUGUCCAUCUCUUACUAUGCGAAGAAUAUCUUCGCCUCGUCAUAUGGCGCAGAGCGACCAGAGUUCUUCCUCUGGUAUCCCAAGGGCACAUCAAGCAGCGAAAAGAAGCUGCUUCACAAAAUCGACUUCUUCAUUCUGAGCUAUGGCUGUCUGGCUUACUUCACCAAGUGGCUUGAUCAGAGCAAUCUGUCCAAUGCCUACGUCAGUGGUAUGAGAGAAGACCUCAGCAUGUUGGGCACCGAGUUCAACCUGGCAGUCACCUGCUUCCAAGUUGGUCAGAUCUUGGGACCUAUCCCUGCGAACCUGCUGCUCUCGCGCAUCAGACCGCGUAUGCUGUUGCCAGGUCUUGAAUUCUUGUGGGGUGCUUUGACGAUUGGGACGUAUGCUGUCACGUCUCCGUCGCAGCUCUACCCCAUCCGCUUCUUCGUUGGUCUACUUGAAGGCUCUUGCUUCGUUGGUAUCCAGUACUGUCUUGGUUCGUGGUACAAGCGAACAGAAAUCGGCAAAAGGACUGCCAUCUUUGCUUGCGCCGCCUACGUUGGGACAAUGGUCAGUGGCUACCUGCAGUCCGCCAUGAUCGCCAACAUGGAUGGUCGUAACGGUCUGGAAGCAUGGCGAUGGGUUUUCAUCUUCGAUGGAAUCAUCACCGUUAUCGUCGCGAUCUACGGCUACAUUUUCUUCCCUGAUACACCAUACAACACCGAGGCCUUCUAUCUAACUGCCGAUGAGAAAGCCAGGUGUGUCGAGCGCCUGGUCGAAGACGGCCGUGAGGAGACCAGCAACUUCAACUGGGCACUGUUUAAGCGAGCUUUUGGAGGCUGGAAGAUCUACGUCUUAACCAUACUUUUCUGCUUCUGGAACACCACUGUCGGGAAGGUCGCGAACACUGUCGCACAGCUGUUCUUCAAGAACGACCCUAACCACAAGUGGUCGCUGUAUGAGGUCAACAACAUCCCAACGUCCAUCAAUGGUUUCAAUAUUGUCUGCAUUCUGCUCUUCAACGUUUAUGUCGACGCGACAGGCAAGCGCAUGAACGCCGUUGCUCUCAAUCUAGCCAUCCUCAUCUUCGGCACUAUCUGCCUCAUCGCCUGGAACAUUCCCCUAGGCUUACACAUCGUCUCGUACAUGUUCGCAGGUCUCGAUGGUCCCCUGUCGCCAAUCUACUACUCAUGGGCCAACAUUCUGUGUUCAGGGGACGCUCAGGUUCGCGCUUUCACACUGGCGUGUAUGAACAGCUUCGGUGCUGCAGUUGCGACUCUCAUGCAGCAGUUUGCGUACCCUGUCACGGACGCGCCAGAGUUCGCCUUGGGGUAUCGGGUCAGUCUGGGACUUAUCAUCGGCAUGUGUUUCUACACCACCCUUAAACUCGCCUCCGGCAACGGUACCGUCAACCGGCGCAUCAAAACCACACCCAUACGCACCGCCCUCCCCUCGGAAAUCCCCAUAAUCGAUAUUUCCGGCCUCUUCAGCCCUUCUCUCUCCGCCCGCCAGUCCGUCGCCGCCCAGAUCCAUACCGCCGCAACAACAAAUGGCUUCAUGUACAUCCGCAAUCACAAUAUCCCCGCCUCUAUCCCCUUAGCGGCCUAUGACCAACUACUGACCUUCUUCCGCCAACCCCUGGAAACCAAGCAGAAAGCGAGCGUGAAGUUCUCGAAAUACUACAACGGCUACAAAGCGCCCAACAGCCAGCAGAUCAACGCGAAUGAGAGCGUUGAUGUACGGGAGACGUUCUCGUGGACGUAUGACCCCGUGUAUGACCCUGACGUGGCGGAUGUGGAUGCCAUCCCAGAGGCGAUUGCGAAGUAUUUGAGGUCGGAGGAGUUCCAGUGGGAGGCGACAGCGAACCUGCCGGGGUUCAAGGACGCGAUCGUUGAGUAUUGGCGGGCGUGUUUGGCAUUGGCGAGGGUGUUGGUCAGGGGAUUUGCGUUGAGUUUGGGGCUGGAGGAGGGGUUCUUUGAUGAGAAGUUCACACAUCCAGAUGCGGCGCUGGCGUUGAAUUAUUAUCCGCCGAUUGAGAAGUCGGCAACAAAGAGGGGAGACGGUGAGAAGGGGGAAGAUGUCAGUAUCGGCUCGCACACGGACUUCCAGCUCUUCACGAUCCUAUGGCAGGACGAUGCCGGCGGGCUGCAGAUGCUGGAUCGGGAAGGUCAGUGGUUGCAUGCGCCGCCGAUUGAGGGCACGUUUGUGGUGAACUUUGCGGAUUAUAUGCAACGUAUCACGAAUGAUCGGUAUGUUAGUACGGUGCAUCGCGCGCAGAACUUCUCGGGGAAGGAGAGGAUUAGUAUGCCGUUCUUCUUUGGGUUUAAUCGGGAGCAGAGUUGUGGUGUGUUGGAUUGUUGUGUGGGUGAGGAUGGGGUGCGGAAGUAUGAGGAGAUUGGAUGUGAUGAAUGGGUGAGGAGGAGGGUAGAAGCUAUGCAUCGGAAGUAG
Messenger RNA from Cyphellophora attinorum, 2433 nucleotides. Its product is annotated as Pantothenate transporter liz1. Gene Ontology annotation, molecular function: transmembrane transporter activity. The coding region runs from base 1 to 2433 and encodes 810 amino acids. Lineage: Eukaryota; Fungi; Ascomycota; Eurotiomycetes; Chaetothyriales; Cyphellophoraceae. Gene Ontology annotation, biological process: transmembrane transport. The record is from RefSeq and is a predicted model, not a curated record. Gene Ontology annotation, cellular component: membrane. The transcript is spliced from 5 exons.